This is a messenger RNA of Poecilia reticulata (guppy), 1226 nucleotides long. RefSeq names its product transmembrane protein 150Aa (gene tmem150aa). Lineage: Eukaryota; Metazoa; Chordata; Actinopteri; Cyprinodontiformes; Poeciliidae. The record is from RefSeq and is a predicted model, not a curated record. Gene Ontology annotation, cellular component: plasma membrane. Gene Ontology annotation, biological process: protein localization to plasma membrane.
UUAGUUCCACUGCUAGCUUCAUUUGCUAAGAAAACGAUGUUUUUAAAGGGAAACCAAGGUUGAUGAGGUCUGUUGUGGGCACAGCAGGUGGAAGGUUGUUGCUGGUUGCUGGGUGCCGUGGAGCAGAGGAGCUGUGCCAUACCCCCCCCGUUUGUCCUCUCAUGCCCCCCCCCUGUGUGCGUCUCCCAGCCUAUCAGUGACCCCACGCCCCCACCCAGCCCCUACCUGACCCAUCCCGUCGUGUUGCCGCCCAAGCCCCGAGCCCCCUUCUCACCCCAUGCUUGGGACAAAGCCAGCUCACUGCCAGCCCAAUGACUGCCUGGAUCGUCCUGCCUGUCAGCUUGGCUGCCUUCUCCAUCACAGGAAUAUGGAUAGUGUAUGCGAUGGCUGUGAUGAAUCACCAUGUUUGUCCUGUAGAGAACUGGUCUUACAACGUCACAUGCACAGAGGAGUUGCCCCGACCAGGAUUCCCCAAGACCUGCUGCACCAUCCAGGACAUCCCCCUCAUCAGUAAAUGUGGCUCAUUCCCUCCUGAAAGCUGUUUGUUCAGCCUGAUUGGCAACGUUGGAGCCUUUAUGGUGGUGAUGGUGUGCUUCCUGCGCUACGCCCAGGUGAUCGAACACAGCCACCAGUGUUGGAUCAACACCAGCGCUCUGGUGUCUGGCUGCACCAACGCCGUCGGUCUGGUCAUGGUUGGAAACUUCCAGGUUGAUCACGCCAAAUCUCUCCAUUACGUGGGCGCCGGUGUGGCGUUUCCUGCAGGGCUGCUGUUUGUGUGCUUGCAGUGCGUCCUCACCUACCGAGUGGCUGUGACCACCCUGGACUACUGGAUGGCUCACUUCCGGGUGGCUCUGGCGCUGGGAGCCAUGGUCUCCCUGGUCCUCAGCGGCAUCUUCUUCAUCCACGAGAGCUUCGUCCUGCAGCACGCCGCCGCCAUCUGCGAGUGGGUCUUCACCGUGGACAUCCUGGUCUUCUACGGCACCUUCACCUACGAGUUCGGCACCGUCACCACCGAGACCAUGAUGGCCGGCCUGCAGCAGAGCCAGCACGGCUCGGGGGUCAUCAUGGACCCCAUGUCCAGGGCGUCGACGCUGGGUGGGGCCACCAAGGGCCUGAAGUCCCCCGGUGGCAGCAGCACGUCCACACACCUCAACUGCACCCCAGAGAGCAUAGCUAUGUUGUAGCUCCGUCUGGAAAAAAAAUAAAACAAAAACUAAGUCACUGCA